UGCAUGUCGUCCGCAUGAUGGCUGCCCAGUCCCUACAUUAGAUACGUGUGGGACACGUUUUGUGGGCUUUGGUUGGAAAGGGUCGAGAUAAAACACACACGGCGUACCCUGCUGACAACUGGUCUGCUGGUACUAGUGUGGGGAGCGUGUGUUUCACGUGUUGCUUCUCAACACGCAGCAAAACGUCGUCCGGACCGAAUUUGCCUCUGGAAACGGGAGUUUGAACUUUUUCCAUUUUUUUUUGACUGCAUGUGCUUGAGAGUCUGACGCUGCAUCUCUUCAAUGGCUGCCUCGGGCUCUUCCUCCACCUCUGUGCCUGAGGGUUUCCACUACGAGACCAAGUACAUCGUCCUCAACUACCUGGGACUCCUGCCCCCCUCCCGGCUGCAGGCCACCGCUGGCGGAGGAGAUGGCCAUUAUGCUGUGGACAGAGAGAGGAACAGAGUAAUGAAGGCACAGAUAGAGGAAGAGCUGAAGCAACUGGAAGAUGAGGUCUCAGACUCCUUCUCCAGUACAGGCUUCGACUGCCAUACGUCUCCAGUGUUUAGCCCAGCCAACCCAGAGAGCUCCAUCGAGGACUGCCUGGCUGUUCUGGGUGACCGGGUGGCCAGAGACCUGGACACACACCUGGCCUCUACUGUACACACACUCCUCAGUGCCCCGCUGGACUACGAGCAUUUCAGAGAAGCAGCACAAGACAUCUCCUGCCACACGCAGAGUGGCUGGAGCAAGGUGCUGGUGCCAUUGGUGCUGCUGCAGGCCCUCCAGGGAGAAGGACAGAUCCUGGCCCACCUGCUACCUCUGGGGGUCCGUUUCCUGGAGGAGGCUGAGGCAGACUACAUCAUCCAGCAGGGAGGAUGGGGUACAUUGUUUAGCCUGGAGGAAGAGGAGGAGCAGGGCGUGAUCAUAGCCGAGGACAGCAACGACAUCUACAUCCUGUCUGGAGAACAGCUUCCUGGCCAGCUCAGUCCCCCCGCGUCGCUGCUAGGCACCGGAGACAGCAGUGGGCCGGGCAGCUGGCAGACAGAGAGCUUACCCGUGUCUCUGGCAGGCAACGAUUCCUGGGCACAGGUGAGCAUGAUGGACCACCCUGAAGAUGUCAAGAGUCUGGACAGCAACGAGGGCACCCUGGCUGAGGAGCGCAGUGAGAACAACUCCUCCAACUCUGACAUUGUGCACGUGGAGCGAGAGGACGCAGAGGAGGGUGAGGGCGGGGCCGAGUUGCAGGAGAGCAUGCUGAGUGUGCUGGGGACGGAGAGCGAGCUGGCUGAGCUGAGGGCGGAGUUUAGGGAUGAUACCCCGCUUCCUGGCCCAGCAGCCCCAGAGCCGGUGGUGGUAUAUCUGGAGGAGCCGGUCAUCAUAGAGACGCCUGCUCCCCUGUCGGCGGUUCUGUCAGAGCUGCAUUCGUCUGUCCCCGUGUCAGAGCCCGAGCCCUCUGCUGCAGGCCCUAUAAUUGAGCCUGCGCCUGCCCCUGUUGUGGAGGCAGCACCACCAUCCCCCGCCAAGGCACCCUCUACUCCGCCAUCAGCAAAGCCAGUUCUAGAACCAGAGCCUGUUCCAGAGCCAGUCGCAGCACCGCCAGAGUCAGAGGAGCCCCAGCCUGAAUCUCAGUCAGAGACUGUGCUGGAGCCGGCUGCAGCGCCCCUCCUGGAGGCACUCCCAGCCGAGGAGCCCCCGGUGCAGACGGAACCAGAACCCAAGUCAGAGAUCCCAGUGCUGCUGUAUGGUGGAGCUGCUCUGGUGGCCCUAGCUGCUGUGGUGACCUGGGGAGUCAUGACCCACCGGAAGAAGUAGCCUAGCAGUGCUCCUGAACCGGGUUGCAGACCUCACCUCCUCCCUGGUCCCUGCUGCUAGCAGUGCUCCUGAACCGGGUUCCAGACCUCACCUCCUCCCUGGUCCCUGCUGCUAAUCUGGGCUGCUGGGCCUGCCACUACUAGGUGGACACACCAUGUGAACAAUUACUUAUUUUCCUUCUUUCCAUUUUUGUUUUCCCCCAUUCUCCUCUGCUCAUCUGGCAAUUUGAUAUGUUUUUCUUCAGUUGCUGCCUCCAACCCAUCACGUCUCAAACUGGAAAGGACAUUUGUAUAAUUUUCUAGCGGUUUCUAUGUUUUCCGGGUGCUUGGUUGUUCGAUGCCAUGCGGAUGCACGUCACAGACACACCCUGUUUGUAUGUUACUCUCUCGGCUGGAGCUCGGGGUACCUCUUUGUCCUCAGAGCCUAGUGGGUGUAGCGCAGAAGUCCGAAUUCCCUGUUCUAUUGCAGGGAAAAGGGAAGCUAUUCCAAUAUUUUCACAUACAAAAAUGUAAGUUCUGAUUACAUUAUGUCCUCUGAAAAGCAAACCUGUCUUCAAGGAUUAGAUGAGCAUGUUUGUUUUUUAUGGCAAUUAACUAAUCAUGAUUAGACUUUUGAUUUGUUUUUAGAAUUCACUGUACUGGAGACACUACUGUGUAUCUAUAAAAGCACUUGAUAGGCACUUGAUAGGGAUUAAUAAUAUCGCACUUAAAUGGAAAGUAGAUACACAUGACCAAAAGUAUGUGGACACAUGCUUGUCGAACAUCUCAUUCCAAAAUCAAGGGCAUUAAUAUGGUGUUGGUCCCCUCUUUGCUGCUAUAACAGCCUCUACUCUUCUGGGAAGGCUUUCCACUAGAUGUUGGAACAUUGCUGCAAGGAUAUGCUUCCAUUCAGACGAUUAGGCCUGGCUCGCAGUCAGCGUUCCAAUACAUCCCAAAGGUGUUCGAUGGGAUUGAGUUCAGGGCUCUGUGCAAGCCAGUCAAGUUUUUCCACACUGAUCUCGACAAACCAUUUCUGUUUGGACCUUGCUUUGUGCACGGGGGCAUUGUCAUGCUGAGACAGGAAAGGGCCUUCCUGAAACUGUUGCCACAAAGUUGGAAACACAGAAUCGUCUAGAAUGUCAUUGUAUGCUGUAGCAUUAAGAUUUCCCUUCACUGGAACUAAGGGGCCUAGCCCAAACCAUGAAAUACAGCCCCAGAUCAUUAUUCCUUUUCCACCUAACUUUACAUUUGGCACUAUGCAUUGGGGCAGGUAGUGUUCUCCUGCCAUCAACCAAACACAGAUUUGUCUGUCGGGACUGCCAGAUGAUGAACCGUGAUUCAUCACUCAUGUCCAAUGGCAGCGAGCUUUACACCACUCCAGCCAACGCUUAGCAUUGCAACGGAUGUGCCCAAAUCCACUCAUUUGAAGGGGUGUCCACAUGGUGUAUGUUUAUCUACUUCUUUCCAGUCACUUACAUCACCUAAGUGUUAUUUUGUUAAGUUUUUGGAAAUUGAGGGAUUCCACUUUAAGAUGUGAAUAGGAUUCCAUAACUCAAUUCAUUUUUCACUAACUAAUUUCAGUCAUUUAGUAAACAGACUCCUGUGUCUCAUAGUUACGAUUUGUGAUCAUAUUGCAGUAGUAUGACUGCAAUUAAAUUGAUUUUGAAUGUAAAAGAGGAUAAAGACUACCGGCAGGUUCACAGCCAGUAGCAUAAACUGGUGCGUUUGAUUACCAACUAUCUCCUUGAAAAUAGGCAUUUAGAUUAUCUGGUAUAGAACUGUCAAUGGUCACUAUCAACCGUGUGUGUGAAAUUAAAGCCAGCUCAACCAUGAUGGCACCAUGGUCAAUAAUGUUCCAUGUACCAUGUUCUGUGACAGGGAAUGGAGGGUUCAGAAUGACUGCACCAAGACAGAAUUUCAUAUUCAUUUGUUCAACACUUAAAUAUAAAACUUGAAAUCAACUAGUCAUCUGAUGUUGUGAGAUUAUAAAAUCAAAAGUAGAAAUUAGUUUAAUCUUGAAUAAAUUUAUGCUCUCAUUCCCAACUCCCCCAGUCUAACUUCACAGGGACUGCCUUUCUUCAGCUACCCUGCCAGACCCCUAUGUUUUGCCAGGUACCGUUUGUUGUCCCCUCGGCUGGCCCAAACUGCCCACCCAGCACUGCCUUGCCAUUCCGCUGUAACCCCAUAGCGUGCCUACCUUGUACAGUACAGAGACUUACAAAGCUUAACAGCUGCGCGUGCUGGCUUCUUCCCACUGCUACCUAACCUUUUCUUGAAGGGUUCAGCUCCCUCCAUUUUCUCAAGUCAGAGUGGAGGUCUGUCCACAACUUGAAGAGUAGGAAUGACACAUGCCAGCCCUGCCACAGACAAUCAACAUAUGCAACAUUCCCACUAAGGGAAACAUAUCUUCCUGUUAGUUGGGUACAAUGUUUAAUCUAAAAAUAAAAUCUACACUGUAGGCCUCAGGUGUCAAGAGUACAAAAAAAUAACACUUUUUACUGGGCACUCAGGUCUGGAGCAUGAAAUGCGAACACUUGAUCCAAGUUAAAGUAGUGGUUCCAGCUUUGUGUUCACUGGUCAGUGGAUUCCCACAGCUAACUUGGUCAAUGUCAAAACUAAAGAUGCACACAACUCACUUCUGUUUAGCCAAGUGUAAAUACAACCAUGUGUGGUUUGGGGUAGUUGUGUGGGAGAGACAAAUGACCAUAAAUGGUUUUGUUCCAUCGAAUGCAAAUGUACGUCAGUUAGAUAAUAGGUAUGCAAAUUGUCUGAAAUGUACCUGGAAAGUACAGUAUGGAUGUCAAAUCCCCAUCUUGGCACAUCACCAAGUUCCCUAUAUGUGCAGUUUGAGACCAGAAUACAUCAUGUAAACUGCAUUGUUGUGGUUUUGGACACAUGAACAAGUUAAUAAAAUGUUUCUCCCUUAAAUCA
Messenger RNA from Oncorhynchus kisutch (coho salmon), 4703 nucleotides. It is a transcript of the gene bcl2l13, whose product is annotated as BCL2 like 13. The transcript has 7 exons. Gene Ontology annotation, biological process: apoptotic process; regulation of apoptotic process. NCBI's taxonomy places the organism in Eukaryota, Metazoa, Chordata, Actinopteri, Salmoniformes, Salmonidae. Gene Ontology annotation, cellular component: mitochondrion; membrane. Bases 283 to 1794 code for a protein of 503 amino acids. The record is from RefSeq and is a predicted model, not a curated record.